This is a messenger RNA of Monomorium pharaonis (pharaoh ant), 1913 nucleotides long. Its product is annotated as mitochondrial import inner membrane translocase subunit TIM14. NCBI's taxonomy places the organism in Eukaryota, Metazoa, Arthropoda, Insecta, Hymenoptera, Formicidae. Bases 719 to 1681 code for a protein of 320 amino acids. Gene Ontology annotation, biological process: protein import into mitochondrial matrix. The transcript has 4 exons. Gene Ontology annotation, molecular function: ATPase activator activity. Gene Ontology annotation, cellular component: PAM complex, Tim23 associated import motor. The record is from RefSeq and is a predicted model, not a curated record.
UGUGUGUGUGUGUGUGUAUAUGGCGCAAAUGCGAUACACUACACAUAUACGCGGAUAGGUACCGCGUCGACAGUUGUUGCGCAUGCGAGUGCGACAGAACGACAGCGUAGUCUACGGGUCACAUUUGUGCGUCUUAUUUGGCGUGAUGAGGGGAUAUGCGGAAGAGUACCGGGGCGGGAUUGAACCACCUUGUUGCUGCAACGCUUUCCUCCGACGAUCGUCGAGAAACAGAUUUGAAAUUUCAUGUGUAGUAUUACCAGAUUACCGUUCCUGAACUAGCAACUAUCUUUUGUCUCUUUUUGUUUCACGCGGAAAUCCCGUUGCGGGCCAAAGAAAGAAAACGAUAUAUUAUAUAUAUUGAUAUAUCAAUGUAUAUAUAAACUUUCAUACAGAUCUCGUGCAAAUUGUCGUAGACACGUUUUGCUCUCGUGUAUUCGUGUAUUCGUGUCUGUCGAAGUCUCAACUUCUACCGAAGUUAUAUCGGUCUCGCAAUAUACAGGCAAAGAGAGAGAAAAAGAGGGGAGGGGGAGUGAGAGGAGAGAAGGGAAGGUAGGGAGAUUGAGUUAACCGGGACUAGCGUUAAUCAACGCUGGUAUACGACCUACGCCGAGAUUGCCGAGUCGAGAGCGAGCGUUUCGGUAUUGAUGAUCGUAUAGCCGAAAAUCUCUCUCUGGAGCUCUCGCGAGAGAGGAGAGACAGACGAUAAUCGCCCCAGACGAUGUCGGUCCCUGCCUUGCCGCAUCAGGAGCACGCUACGACGCUACGACGUUUCCCGCGGCUCUCGCCCAGCCAUGACAAAACCUCGACGGAGAAAUCUCCAGGCGCGAAUCGAUGCACGUGUACAAUGGGAUACACGCGCCGCUCCGCUCCGCGCCGCGCCGCGUGGCGCCUGGAAGGAGCGAGAUCCCCGAUGACGCGCGCGCGGCCAGGAGGCUCGUUCGAAAAUCCGAUUUGGGACGAUUCGGCCGAUUCGCUGACACGAUAUUCGAUAUUUAUGUGCGCGCGUGGAAACGCGCGACUACCGUGCGUCUCGCAACGCGCCGGCUUCGCUAGUGCGUACGUAUGUAGUAUGUAUAUACUAUGUAUACGCGCGCAUGCGAAUGUAACGACCGUUCGCGCGGUCUCCCGCAGUCGCAGUCGCGUCUACUCCGCGUAUCCUCGCGGAGCUCGCUUGGGGACCUCCCGGGAUCGGGGAGAGCCAGGGAGAGCGAUCGGCGACGCUGCGUUGGGAUCCGCGUCCCUCGUGGCGUUGGACUCUGUGUUUCUCUCGCACUUGACCUUUAGAGGGCUGCAACAAUUUUUUUUUCAUGCUCAGAGUGAAAAUUUUGUUUUGCAGGAAAAAGCGAGCACAGUUGUAGCAGCAGGUAUUGGCCUGGCGGCUAUUGGGUUUGCAGGGCGUUAUUUGCUCAGGAGAAUGCCAAAUCUCUCACAGAGGAUGGCAGAUACAAUGAAGAUGCUAGAUUCUCAGUCACUAGCGAACAGCAAAUAUUACAAGGGUGGCUUUGAACCAAAGAUGACGAGGCGGGAAGCCAGUUUAAUCUUGGGCGUGUCGCCAACAGCUAGUAAGGGCAAAGUAAAGGAACAAUUUAAGAAAGUAAUGGCUGUGAAUCAUCCAGAUCGCGGCGGUUCUCCAUAUAUCGCUGCAAAAAUUAAUGAAGCAAAGGAUAUGCUCGAGAAAUAAUAUUAUCAAGUUUUCAAGAAAAUUUGUGCAUAAAUAGAGGCUGUGCAUAUGCGUAUAAAUUCAGAGUCAAUUAUAAUAAAAUAUUACAAGGAUAACUGUUUUUCUCAGACGUCUAGUCAAUAUUCUCAUAUCAUUACUCUCAUAAAAUAUCACAAUGUAACUUUUAUAGUACUUCGUAAUACUUUGUAUUGUUAAUAUCCUCAGUAAAGUAUUUAUAACUUGUUUUUCUUUA